AUGAAACAAGUAACUUGAUUUUCUUGCUUGUAAAAUUAUUGGAGAUGAUUGCUGACUAGGCGUGCGCUCCAGUUAACAUUUGGUCCCAUCUUCUGGGUGGUCUUAUGUUUGCCACGCUACCGAUAUUUGUAUACAUCACUAUUCUGCCUCGAUAUGACAACGCCCGAACAGGAGAUAUCAUUGUAUUCUCGAAAUUCUUUUUUGGAGUCGCUAUUUGUUUUUUCCUGUCAGCAUAGUAAGAAUAUGCCCCUUCAGUCAUUGUUCGUGAUCUGACGAAUCAUAGUUUCCAUGUCGUAGCAAACCAUAGUGAAAAAGUAGCAGCUUUUGGAAAUCAACUUGACUAUCUGGGCGUGGUAGUCCUGAUGUGGGGAUCGACUAUCCCUUCUGUGUAUUACGGAUUCUAUUGUAAUGCGAGACUUCAGAAGAUUUAUUGGUCCGUGGUCAGUUUGGCGAAAAGAUAAACUAUAGUCUUUUGUUACGUACCUUCACCUUAACGAUCACACCGCUGACGUGAUACUCUUAGAUCUCUAUAUUGGCAGUGGCAUGUGUAGUAACAACACUAAACCCGAGAUUCCGUCAUCCCUCACUUUGAGCACAUCGCGCGGCGAUGUGCUCAGGGCUUGGUCUUUCGGCAAUUGUAUUUAUCAUACACGGCCUCAUUAUCUACGGUUGGGAGAUCCAAACACAAAGAAUGAGUCUGGCUUGGAUGGGAUUGAUGGCUUUACUAAAUCUGAUUGGCGCUGCAAUUUAUGCUUCUCGACUAAGUGCCCUUUUGUUCUUGACACUAACAAGUAUUAAUCGUGUUUCAGAUUCCCGAAAGAUGGUAUCCCAUGACACAUGAUAUUUUUGGUACGAGCCAUCAGAUUCUUCAUUUCAUGGUGAUUUUUGCGGGUCUAGCACAUAUGGUUGGUUUACUAAAGGCUUUCGGUCACUUGCAUAGCCAGCAGAGCCCUUGUCCAUAG
This is a messenger RNA of Hymenoscyphus albidus, 962 nucleotides long. The record is from the annotation of a GenBank genome assembly. Lineage: Eukaryota; Fungi; Ascomycota; Leotiomycetes; Helotiales; Helotiaceae.